GUAAACAAAGGUUAGAUAUCAUUUUGCAGGAUUUGAAUUUUUAUGGAUUUUUUUUGUAAUAAGUAUGAUUAUGAAAUAUUUAAUUACAGAUUUCCUGUUUGUUAUUUUAACUAAGUGGAAGAUUUAAAAUAAGAUAAAAUGUAUAACUUCUAUAGGUACAAAAGAAUUUAAUAGCAUGAGAUCUUUGACAACUUAUUUGGGACUUUAUUGCUGACUUGUAGUUGCCAAAGGUUUCACACUUUAUGGAUCAAUAUCUAUUGAAAUGCUGUUGGGAUUUAAAGUAUAUAUUCUUAAUUUGUAUUAAGAUGAAUAAUUAUGCAGAAAUUUAUUACAUGAAGUGGAGCAAAGCUUGAAAACAGACUUAAAAUUCUUAUUUAAAAACAGAAGUCAUAUUUAAAGGAACUGUACAUUAAUGAGAUGGAUUUCAGAACAUUUGUAAACAAAGAAAAUUUCAAAGCUAUAUUACUACAGCAUUUGAAGGACCAAGUUAAAUCUAGAUUUAACUCUGCUAUAUUAAAAAAAAUAAACGAAAACUUUGAAAAAGAAGAAACUACUUCUACUGAUGUUUUAGUGUCUUCAAUCAGCACUGAUAUCUUUGACUCUGAAGAAUAUCCAGAAUUUUUAAAUUCAUUUUUGGGCAAUGUCAAUACUUUACUGGAAGAUGAAGACAAAUAUGUUCCAAAGGUUCAUAAACCUGAAUGCAGUUCACAGUGUAGUUCAGCAUCAAGUGUCAAUGCUUCGUCGAUUGAUUUCCUAAGACCUGAUCAAUUUCAAAAUAUUGUACACACUCUGUCCAAUGGCACUAAUGCUGAAAAAUUGGAAGCUUUGGCGACACUACAUCACUUACCCACAAUGGAACAUGUUAUCCAUCAUUUUUCCUGGUCAGAUGUUGAAAAAGGACUUCAUGAUUCUUUAUCAAGUAAUAUAGUUUUUUUAAAAGCUGAAGGUUUAAAGUUUUAUAUUAAAAUGCUUAGUUGUCCAGAAUCAAAAGUUGUCUUAGAAAGUUACCUCAGUCUUAUUAAAUACUUUCUUCAGAUUCUAAUGCCAUCUGUAAGUCAGAUCUCUGAAGAAUAUGAAUUUAUUAACCAGUGUAAGAGUGCUGUUGAAAUAUUAUCCAUUUUAAAUAAAUUUCUCCAAAAUAUCUCUACACACUGGCUACGGUACCCUCAGUCAGCCAUUGAGGUUAUUACUAUACAGAGCUUGAAUAUUUUGUCAACUGUUUGUAAUGAAAGUGGUGCAUUCCCUAUUUGGAUGUGUUUUGCUUUGUGUGAUCCAGAAGCAAAAUGGUUAAAAAGUCUUUUACAUGGUCAUGUGAGUCGUGCAUGUUUGCUAGAAGCAUUAAGGAAAAAUAAAAAUAUUCUACAUCAAGCUGUGGAAUUGUGUGAUAGAUAUUGUGAUGAAAAAAAUACUUUAUUAUGUAAGGAUGAUUGUUGCCAAAAAUCUCAUGUAAUUGCAAAUAUAAGUCAUGUUAUUUGUUUCUUGUCACACUUGCUACAGUAUAGUGAAGGCCGCAAAAUUCUUAGUUCUGAACAAGAUGAUAAAUUUUUAUCAAGUUGGAUAAAUAUUCUGAAAAUUGUUAUGAACUCUGUACAUAAACUAUGUGAUAGCUCCUGUCUUAACUGUUGUUCAGUUGUCUGUGAUACAGUAUCAAAAAAGUGGUAUUAUUUAUUAUGUUAUGACAAAUCAUCAAUUCCUAUUAAUGAUCUCAUUAAAAUUCUUGACACACCUUUUUCUACAGAAGAUGAUGUGAGCUUGAAUACACUUUAUUUUACAAUGCAAUGUUUUAGUGAAGCAUAUCAGAAUCUUUAUAAUGUUUCACAUUCCGUUGAAGCAGCUACAAAUAUUCAAGAUUUUGUAUUGCAGCUCCUAUCUCAAUUUACUGUUGGUUUUUCAGACUAUGAUUUGAAGGAUGAACCUUCUGUUUUAUAUUUAUUUAAUGCUAGUCUUAUACUCAUUAGAAGGAUAUUCCUAAUACCUUCAUCUUUAUUUUUUAAUAUCGAUUUCAUUGAAAUUUUAUCAAGGUGGUGGUUGAAAAUCAAAACUUUAACUGGAACCAAAUCAUCUGUUAAUAAUUUCCAGAAUGCUAAAUAUGACAAAGAUAUUUUCUCUGAAAUCAAUAAAAACGUUUUAGAUGUCUCCCUGUGUUUCUUGCAUAAACCUGUUGGUAUAAAUUUAUGCAACGAUUUAUCAAUUUUUGAAUUAAGUUUAAAUAUGUUAUUAGAAAAGAUUUUGGAAGAUAUAAAAUCAAGACAUUGUGUUUGUCCUUAUGAUAUAUCGAUUGUAUCAACUGCUUUAAACAGUUCAAUUUCCAUGAAAAAUCUUGUGAAUAAAACAAUAGUGUUUAGAUUGUCUUCAAUUAUUUGGCAAUUUCUUGAAUCUAGCAAUGAUGUAUUUGAAAAUUUAUCAUCUUUGAAAUGCAUACUUGAAAAUGUGCUGCCAUCUAUAUUUUGGGAUCUUGCUUCAACUGAAAUUAUAAAAUCUACUGACUUGGCAUCUGAAAAUAAUUUACUUGAAAAUGUACUAUUAUUUCCCAACUUGUCUAAUGAAUCCAUUAUUUCUGAAGAUUAUAACAUAUUAGGCCUUCAAAUUAUUUCACUUUUGGCUUCAUCCAUUCAUUCUGUAUGUUUAUUGCAAGUUAAAUAUAACACUACAGAUUUACUUUUAGAUCUUUUAUCUCAACAUACUAGUAUAGAUGAUGAAAUAGUUAUUGAUCCAAUAUCAAUAUUACAGAAUCACAUUUUGGCAAAAUUAUUUGUUGUAGGUGGACCCAGUGAAAAAAAUUUACCCAAUGAAACAUUUGAAAAUGAUACUGAUUCUUAUGAUUGGCCCUUUAUUACAGAGCUUCCAAUUCCUGAAAUAUUUUAUGGUUCUAAAAUUUAUAAUAAUGAUGACGACUGUCAGAUGGAAUUGAGUGAUGAUACCUUAAAUGUGGAUUUAAAAGAGAAGAUUUUAGAACUCAUCGAACAAAAAGAAAGUAAUUCAUCUAAAUUCAUUUUUCAAUUUCUGCAAAAAAAUAUUGAUAUUUUGCAAUGUGAUCUAACUUUUCCGCUAAAUAUAAAUGCACUAGAUGAUCCUAAUUCAAAAUUGUGUGAAGAAGAAUAUGCUGGAAUAGCUUUAGUUGAAAGAUAUGGAAAACAUUUAAAGUUAAUAACCGAUGAUGAUGAGGGCAAAUUAGAACAAUUAUUAAAAGCUUGUAAGACUCUUAUUAGUUCAGAAAAAAGUAACAAGUUAGAUAUAUUUGUUUGUACAGUAUAUUUAAUAUGUGAAAGUGAUAUUGAAACUGUAUGGAUAUUUUUACAAAAUUUUGCCAAAACAGUGAAUUCUGUUUUUAUUUGGAGAGAGCUAAUGGUUCAGAUAUCAGAGAAUACCUCACAAAAAUAUGUUAAACCUUCAACCGUAAUAUUGGAAUGGUGUGAUAUUAUAAUAAAAAGAACAUUUCCAUUAUUAUUCUCUGCAUUUGAAUUUCGAGGUAUUUUGCCAUCUGUUAUUUAUAAUUACUGGACAUUGCAAUGUUACUGGAAUUACUUAGAUUUCAUGGAAAUUUCUCAUUUUGUUUUGCUCAGUGUUAUAUUUUCUGGUGAAUAUUCACUGUACUUCUUUGCAUCCAUAUUAAAGCAUCAAUAUAAUUUUAUUUUGCAGAAUGCUCAUUGUAAUAAUCUCUACAGUCUGUUGUUGAAAAAUUCAAUUGAAGGUUUCAAAGUGUGUGACUAUAUAGAUUUCAUGAACGAUCUUUCUUCUACUUUUCAUGAUUCUAUAACACAAAGUGUUAUGGCAAUUCUGUAAUUGUAAAUUUGUAUUUGAAGUUGUUAAAAUGUUUUGUUAAUGACUGUUAUUUAUAAAUUAAAUUUAUUUAUUUAUUUAGCUUUGCUUUGUUUUUUUACAUUGUUAGAUAUUAAAAGAAAUGCAAUAAUUUCCAUAAACCUUUGUGUUUGGGUGUGCAGGCGUAUUCAAAAAAAGAAGGGGGGAAAAAAAGAAUUCUGUCUAAAUUUAGGCUUGACAGAAAAUGAUUUUUUUUUAACCUCUUUCUUGGAAAAAAAGUGGUUUAUUUUAGAAGAGAACAUAAAUUUUUCGAAUUUUAUUUUUAUGUGCCAUAAUGAUAUUUUGUGCAAGUUGUUCUCUGAUGUUAAAGGUAGAUCAUGCAUGCCAAAAAACAAGUCAGUUUGGCAAUAAAGCAACACAAGAAGUCACUACAUUAAGCUUUUUGUCUGUAAAUUAAAUAGAAAGGAUACACCAAUACUCAUAGUUGAUUUAAUGCAUAUUUGCAAUAAGUAACAAUCCAAAUAUAUUAAUAACAGCAUUAUAACUCUGAAUAACAAACCCUUUGGACACUUGCUUUAAAUACUUCUGCAUUCUACUUGCAGCUGUAUCUGUCACAUU
Molecule: messenger RNA, 4377 nt
Organism: Argiope bruennichi
Lineage: Eukaryota; Metazoa; Arthropoda; Arachnida; Araneae; Araneidae
Product: protein broad-minded-like
Exons: 5
Coding region: 418-3783 (1121 amino acids)
Source: RefSeq, a predicted model, not a curated record